Molecule: messenger RNA, 1020 nt
Organism: Lentinula edodes (shiitake mushroom)
Lineage: Eukaryota; Fungi; Basidiomycota; Agaricomycetes; Agaricales; Omphalotaceae
Exons: 5
Coding region: 172-684 (170 amino acids)
Source: RefSeq, a predicted model, not a curated record
AACUAAUGAAACCUUCUUUCAGUGCUACGAUGUCAUUUCAGUGGCUCCAACUACAUCUAUGAUCCUAAAUCUAAUGCACAUCCAUCGAAUGUCGUCACAACCAAACGGCGAUGUUAUAAGAUUGACUCAGUAUCACUUUUCAUCUCAUCCAAUCAUCCCAUAGCCUUCGCCAUGGUCUCCCAUCACGCACCUGCUCUUCGAGUCGGCUUAUAUUUUGCCUUGUCGCUGUUCUCCAUCGUCUUGCUUGGACUCACAGCUGCCAGGAUCCAUCAGACGUUGAACUUUGCUCCUGGAACCAGUUUCUAUGAUCCCAUUGUUGUCGAGUUGCUUGUCACGUCUAUUCUCGCCAUGAUCUGGUCGUGGUUCAUUAUACACACUAUACACACCAUCCGAGUUAGCGGACCCUUGACCACCUUCCGACACGAAUCCAUUGGGAUUCUCAUCAUAUGGAUAAUGUUCCUUGUCGGUACAGCCAUAGCUACGAAUUUCUGGGCGAAUCUUGGUGUUUGCUUUGGUGUAUUCACCUGCGAUAUUCUCACCGCCAUUGUUGCCUUUGCCUGGCUUUGCUUUAUCACAAUGACUUUGAUUGGGUUCUCCACUAUGCUCUUCCUUGCCAGGAAUAAUGGUUAUAGCAGUUAUGACGAACCUUUACACGGAAGAUGGGGAACUGGGGCGAAGGUCUAACCCAAAGCAUCACAAUGGUCUUGUUUUAUUAUUUUAUGUCUUUCAUGCCUUUUUUGAAGUAGUUGUUCUGUGCUCUCUAUACUCUACACACCUUGAAGAGUAGUAUCCAUAUAUUUAGCUCUGUAAAUUUACGUAUUUGUGUUUUUACGCUGACUGUGAUUUAUUAUUCUAGUUAUCUGUGCUGUCACCCACUACUGUACACUGAGAAGUAGUAUCUAUACACCAUUCGGCUUUGUAAAUUCAUGUCUUGUUGUAUCGAUUAUCAUUGUCAAUGGCCCAAUAUUGUUGGUGUAUUAUUAAACGCCGGCGUGUGUACGUUCACCACUUUCGACUCAG